Dictyostelium purpureum is the source of this 804-nucleotide messenger RNA. RefSeq lists its product as uncharacterized. The record is from RefSeq and is a predicted model, not a curated record. Bases 1 to 804 code for a protein of 267 amino acids. NCBI's taxonomy places the organism in Eukaryota, Evosea, Eumycetozoa, Dictyosteliales, Dictyosteliaceae. The transcript has 2 exons.
AUGAUGCAAUUUUUCGGUACCCUUGUCACCAAAGAUGACCCAAUGGAUCUUCAAUUAGAUGAAGGUGAUGUUUUCCAUUUAACUCAUGCUAUGAUCGACCCAAGAUCAACUGGUACUGGUAAAGUUUAUCUUCAAGCUGUUAUUAGUUUAAUGGAAGAAGGUGAAGAAAUUGAAGAUGAAGAAUUCGAAAAUGAAAUUAGAGUCCCAAUUUGUAUGUUAGAAUCAGGUAAAACUGAACAAGUUUCACUCGAUUUACACUUUAAUUUUGAACAAAUUGUUAAAUUCGAACUUGUUGGUUCUGAAAAAUCACCAAAUACCGUUGCUAUUACUGGUACCAUGAUCACCAUGGAAGCUGGUGGUUGUGAAGAUGAAGAUUGUGAUGAUGAACAUUGUGGUAUUGAUCAUGAAGAUGAUGAAGAACUCGAUAGCGAUGCUGAUGAAUUCAAUGAUAGCAUUGAUGAUGAAGAAGAAGAAGAAGAAGAAGACAUCCCAACUUUAAUCCCAGCCAAACCAACCAAAGUUACAAACAAAAAAGCUGUCGCCACUCCAGACAAAGCUGCUGCCAAUAAACCAGCCAAUAAACAACAACCAGCUAAACAACAACCAGUCAAACAAGAACCACAAACACCAGUCAAACAACAACCAGCCAAACAACAACCAGCCAAACAACAACCAGCCAAACAACAACCAGCCAAACAACAACCAGUCAAACAAGAACCACAAUCACCAGCCAAACCACAACAAGCCAACAAUAAAAGACCUCAACCACAAACCGAAAAUAACAAAAAGAAACAAAAAAAAUAA